This is a messenger RNA of Scheffersomyces stipitis CBS 6054, 2615 nucleotides long. RefSeq names its product protein anchor (gene VAC8). Gene Ontology annotation, biological process: nucleus-vacuole junction assembly; vacuole inheritance. The transcript has a single exon. NCBI's taxonomy places the organism in Eukaryota, Fungi, Ascomycota, Pichiomycetes, Serinales, Debaryomycetaceae. Gene Ontology annotation, molecular function: protein binding; protein-membrane adaptor activity. Bases 504 to 2189 code for a protein of 561 amino acids. The record is from RefSeq and is a predicted model, not a curated record. Gene Ontology annotation, cellular component: fungal-type vacuole membrane.
CUCCAAACGCAGCGUUAUUGCCCGCAAACAGCAACUCCGAACCUUGCCGUAAGCAAAAGCCUGCUGCCUUCCGUUUUUCAUAUUUUAUCUGACUUUUUGCCAGCCGCCGGAAGAGCUCUACUCUAGAAAUUACUGGAGAGAAGCCAGAUAUCAUCAGAUUAAGAGUAUUCGCCGAAUAUUAGAAAAUCCAGGAAUCCACUCUUGGACUCUUGAAAAUCUACAAGAGAACUUCCACUUCAUAUUGUACUCAGAUUAGAAGUCUGAUUGAACAUAAUUGUGAUUGUUACCAACAACUGUUGUGUCUCUGUAGAACUGCUGAUAUAUCUACAGAUAUCAUAUCACAGAUUAUCCACCAAUUCAUAGAACUGACAUAUCACAAUCGUUACUAUUGAUAGUAUCCAAAGUCACUAAUAUCAUCUUUUCGUAAUAGUUACUAAUACUAUUUGAUAGAUCUAUUGUAUCUGAUACUUCUAGCUCAUUCUAUUCAUCACAUAUCAUUUCCAAUGGGUAUCUGCUGUAGUUGCUUGAAAGGCCGUCUGGGCGACGGUAGUCAAACACAGCUCCUUUUGGCCGAAAAUGAAAGAGAAGCAAUCUCUGCCUUGUUGCAAUACUUAGAAAAUCGUCUGGACGUAGACUUUUUCUCAAACGGCCCCUUAAGGGCUCUCAGCACUUUGGUGUAUUCGGAAAAUAUCGACUUGCAAAGGUCUGCAGCUCUUGCAUUUGCCGAAAUCACCGAGAAGGAUGUCCGUGAAGUCAACAGAGACGUUUUAGAGCCGAUACUCAUUCUUUUGCAAAGUACCGACUCAGAAGUGCAGAGAGCGGCCUGCGGAGCCUUAGGCAACUUGGCUGUUAACACCGAAAACAAGAUUCUAAUCGUGGAAAUGGGCGGAUUAGAACCUUUGAUCAGACAGAUGAUGUCGACCAACAUAGAAGUACAAUGUAAUGCUGUAGGCUGCAUCACUAACUUGGCUACCCAAGACGACAACAAGUCCAAGAUAGCAAAGAGUGGAGCUCUUAUUCCGUUAACCAAAUUGGCAAAGUCAAAGGAUAUCAGGGUGCAGAGAAAUGCCACUGGUGCUCUUUUGAACAUGACCCAUUCCGGCGAAAACAGACAAGAGUUAGUUAAUGCUGGAGCUGUGCCUGUAUUGGUAUCGUUAUUAUCUAACGAUGAUGCCGAUGUCCAAUACUACUGUACUACCGCCUUAUCCAACAUAGCUGUAGAUGAAGCCAACCGUAAGAAACUCGCCAGUACAGAGCCCAAACUCGUAGGUCAAUUGGUCAACUUAAUGGACUCUCCAUCCCCCAGAGUACAAUGUCAAGCUACACUUGCCUUGAGAAACUUGGCUUCCGACUCUGGAUACCAGGUUGAAAUCGUCAGAGCUGGUGGAUUACCUCAUUUAGUCCAGUUGUUGACGUGUAAUCACCAGCAUUUGGUACUCGCUGCUGUAGCAUGUAUUAGAAACAUUUCUAUACAUCCCUUGAACGAGGCCUUGAUCAUCGAAGCGGGUUUCUUAAAACCAUUGGUAAGUUUGCUUGACUACACAGACAGUGAAGAAAUCCAGUGCCAUGCUGUUUCGACGUUGAGAAACUUAGCUGCAUCUAGUGAAAAGAACAGAACAGCUUUGUUAGCUGCUGGAGCUGUAGACAAAUGUAAGGAAUUGGUAUUGAAGGUGCCAUUAUCAGUGCAGCUGGAAAUUUCUGCUUGUUUUGCCAUUUUAGCCUUGGCUGACGAUUUAAAGCCAAAGUUAUACGAAAGUCACAUUAUUGAUGUUCUUAUUCCUUUGACAUUCAGCGAAAACGGUGAAGUUUGUGGUAACUCAGCAGCCGCGUUAGCCAAUUUAUGUUCUAGAGUAUCCAACGACCACAAACAAUAUAUCUUGAACAACUGGUCUCAGCCAGAUGAAGGUAUCUAUGGGUUCUUGAUCAGAUUCUUGCAGAGUGGAAGUGCCACCUUUGAGCACAUUGCAUUGUGGACCAUCUUACAGCUCUUGGAAUCCAACAACCUCGAGAUCAACUCGUUGAUCAAAGAAAACGAAUCCAUCCUUUCAGGCAUAAAGAAUUUGAGUGCAUCUCAACAACAGGCACAAUCACAAUCACAGUUGAAUCAGCAAACCAGUGAAGAUCAGUUCGAUGAUCCAAAAGUGGAACUCUUCAACUUGACACAACAAAUCUUGCAAAUCUUAGGAUAAAAAAAGUUAGGAUAAAAGAAAAAGUUGGAAGCGUCACGCUGUGUAAGUCGAGACGUUAUUCAAUUAGUUCAGUACGUUUGAUUUAAAUUCUUUUCCUUUAUUAUGAUGACAGAAAAACACUACUAUUAUGAUUGUUGUUGUAUGUUGAUAUUGUUAUUAUUGUUGAUUGUUAUUUGCUUGAUUGGUUUGCUUUGUUGAACGACUGUUUCUUGUUGGCUAGAUUGUCUUACACCUGUUUGUUGAUUGAUGUUUUUUUCCGCUAUUUAAUUCUAUAAUAUCAUUUUGCCAGUUCUAUUGUACCACCUGCUUUGUUCACGAUUAAGAACUUGGCUCCUUUCCUUAUUUAUACAACUUAUACAUUUGACUACUGUGUCAAGCUACAUUUUAGUUUCAUGUUAAAUAGUAAGAAUGAAUUUAACUUUACCC